This is a messenger RNA of Haplochromis burtoni (Burton's mouthbrooder), 1263 nucleotides long. RefSeq names its product histone H1-like. Gene Ontology annotation, biological process: nucleosome assembly. The record is from RefSeq and is a predicted model, not a curated record. The transcript is spliced from 3 exons. Bases 118 to 1209 code for a protein of 363 amino acids. Lineage: Eukaryota; Metazoa; Chordata; Actinopteri; Cichliformes; Cichlidae. Gene Ontology annotation, cellular component: nucleosome. Gene Ontology annotation, molecular function: DNA binding.
AAAAUCAGCAUUCCUAUUUUAAACUCCGACCAAUACCUGUCAGUGAAACUCAGUAGAGGAGUUUCCAUUAUUUCAGAUUUCUUCCUUAAUUAUGAAAUAGUGUGUAAACCUCAAAAAAUGCGGAGGAAAGCCACUGUUACAAACUCCACGCAGCUGAGUGCACUGGGAAAUGGUGCGAGCGAGAAGUCAGGAGAAAACACACAUUUGAAGGUGAUAAAACAGAUAGAAAGACCUUCUAAAACUCCAGCUGGGAAAGGCCUCGGAAAAGCAGGAGCCAAACGUUUGGGCCGACUACUGAAACGAGCUAUCCCUAACCAGGAUGAGGCGACAGGAAAGGCGAACGCUUCUCUUCCCAAGACUCCCGUCCGGCUUUUCAAGCAUCAGAUUCAAACAGAGGCUGGAAAUGCACCCAAGACAAAUUCCGCAAAGCCAACCUCGCCUCACAUCUCCCAGCUCAUCCUCAGUGUGGUUUCCCAGUGCAAACACAGAGGCGGCAUCUCCAUGGCAGAACUCAAACAGAUGCUGGCAGCUGGAGGCUAUGAUGUGGCCAAGAACAACAGGCGAGUGAACAUAGAGACCAAGAGGCUGGUUAACAACGAGACACUUGUACGAACUACAAGAAAUGCAUCAUUCAGACUCAACCAUAAGAAGCUGACAGACAUAAUUCAAGUAAGGACGAUCCCAGUGAAGACUCCAAAGCCAAAAGCAGAGCUGAAGCUGACUCCGAAAACAGCAACAAGCAAAUCCCCCAAAGGAGCAGAGAACCAAAAGAGACGAGUAAUAAAGCCAAACCAAACCAAACCAAAGAGCAAAUCGCACCAAACAAGGGCAACACCUCGAAAAGUUAGAUCACCCAAACUAAAACCUAAGCCUCGCAGAAUGGCGGUCACAUCACCCAAACUAAAACGCAAGCCUCGCAGAAUGGCGGUCACAGCGCACAAACUAACACGCAAAACUCGCAAAGCGGCAGCCAAAUCACACAAACAAAGAAGGAAGACAACCAAAGGAAGAAAAUCACCAAAACCUGCUGGCAAGAAACGCAGACCUGCAACAAACAGGGGCGCACGAGUUCGAAAGGUACCGAGGAAGGCUCAAAAGACUCGGAGACGCCGACCAAACCAAGUUCAAAAUCGACAUAAAAAGCAAGCAAGACGAAGGCUUCCAAAAUCAAAGUUGAGAUCGAGGAAAGGCACUUACUACAACCGCUAGGCUGAGUCUUCAUGGUAAACAGUAAUAAACAGAACCCCUUUUAGCAUCCUGAAA